AUGAUUUUUUACCAACUUCAUCAUGCCUUCAGAAGUGACAUUUCUCCAAAGGGCUCAAUUUGGGACACUUCCAUAGCAAGAAACCGAAGUUUAUCUCGGAAGCGAGAGUCGCACAAGUGCAGACGCGGCCUCAUUACGCGACACAGAUCCCUCAACUGUGUGCUCGCGCAAUGUAUGUGCGCUUGA
Molecule: messenger RNA, 186 nt
Organism: Chondrus crispus (carragheen)
Lineage: Eukaryota; Rhodophyta; Florideophyceae; Gigartinales; Gigartinaceae
Exons: 1
Coding region: 1-186 (61 amino acids)
Source: RefSeq, a predicted model, not a curated record